CCCGCCACGCCGUCUUCCGCGCGGCGGUCGGGGCAUCAUGGCGGCUGCCCUGCUGGAUGUGGCGCACUGGAGCACCUGGGCGGUGUGCGCCGUCAUCAAGCUGCCGCAGCUGGCGGCCGUGCUGGCGGCAGGGUCGGCGCGGGGGCUCAGUUUGGGCAGCCUCGUGCUGGAGCUGGUGGGCUUCGUUGUGUUUCUGAGAUACCAGAUUUAUUAUGAUUACCCUCUGCAGUCAUACCUGGAAUAUCCCAUCAUCAUUGCACAAGAUGUCAUUCUCCUUUUGCUUAUUCUGCAUUUCAGUGGAAACAUGAAACAAGCUUUGCUUUAUGCAGUCACGUUCUGGGGAGGCUGGUACAUGCUAACGCUGCGGAGGUGGAUCAUAGACCUGGCCAUGAACUUGUGCACGCUCAUCAGUGCAGCGAGUAAGCUCGCUCAGCUGCAGUGCCUGUGGCAGACCAAAGAUUCCGGACAAGUGAGCGCCUUGACCUGGAGCUUGUCUGCGUACACCUGUGCAACAAGAAUAUUUACAACUGUAAUGACUACAAAUGAUCUGAUAGUUCUCAUCCGUUUCAUAACCAUGCUCGUUCUCAAUAUUUGGGUCACAGCCACAAUCCUGCGCUACAGGAGAACUAAAAAGACUGAUUAGAAGAUGCUCAUCACAUACAACGUGAAAAGAAAAAAAGGGAAAAGGAAACUGAUAUGGAUAAACAGCAGAAAAAAGCUGAGAAAAAGUUGAAAGGGGAGAUUUAAUCUGGAUAUAAAGGAAAAGGUGUUUUACCAUCAGGGUGGUGAGGCACUGGCACAAGUCGCUCAGAGAGGUGGUGGAUGCCCCAUCCCUGGAGACACCCAAGGUCAGGCUGGAGGGGCUCUGAGCACCUGAUGGAGCUGUGGGUGUCCCUGUUCAUUGCAGGGAGUGGAACCAGAUGGCUUUCAAGGCUUCUUUUCAACUCAGACGAUUCUGAUUCUAUGAAGCUCUCUCUCUUAAGCCUAGUAUUUGUCUCUAGAAAGAUUUAGUGCAGUUCUGCUUAAUUUCUCAUAGAAAUAAUUCUGAUAAGAUACUUAAUUUAGGCAGCAUGCUUUUAUUAGUUAUUUGUGACAAGUUUCCCUGAUACCACUUUUUCUCUGGAUCUUUUUUAGUAAAUGAACAAGGUAUUUGUAUUUAGACAUGUGUAUGUUCUCAUAUCACUUCAGUACUUUCUAGUUACAUAUUAGCAAUUAUUUUUUUCAGUUCUACAAAUCAUACAAGAGAACUUUGUGGCAGCAUAUCUGCUCUUCUGUCUACAUCUGCUGCCAGUUUGAAAAUGUUAGGUGCUUCUUUUUCUUGCAAGUAACUCAAAUAGUCAGAUGUUAUGUACCUGCAUUUUAGCAUAGAGAAAAUCUGAGUAAAGGCCAAAUUCAGAAUAUAUUUCUAAAUGAGUUUAACAAAGUCAGGGAUCCAGCUGAGACUGCAGCACUGCACGCAGCACUUGAGCAGUACAUUCACACAGCUGAUAAAGGAUAUCCACAGUCACUUCCGUACAGGCAGUUUUUAUUAUAAGAACAAAAACAACUGUGUUCUUCUUUCUCAACCUGAGCUCUCCAUCACUGAACAUACUGUUUUGGGAACAGCAGUAACUGGAAGGUACGGAGAUUAAUGAGACUUUGAGAGUUAAUUCUGUUCCAAGAGAGGCUCCUGCAGUGAUGCCCAGACUCCAUAUGCAAUCUGUGCUGACUGUAGCCCAUCUAUGCACUGUGAUUCAUUGAAGCAAACCCGUCUACAGUGGUUAUCAGGCUUUGAUGAUGCUACAAUAUGCUUUAUUACUUUUUAACCUGUCCUGAAGAAUUUAUAGACUGAAGCUGAAUUUUUACUGUGGAGAUUCCAACCGGUUUUAGUAGGUAUAUUUAAAAAGGUGAAAAAGAUGUUCUUAAAAAAACUUUUAGCAGGGGAUUUUACUUUUGGAAGAGGUACUUUUCCAACCCGAAGUUAGAGCUGGUACCGUAGAGAAAUACAAUAACUACUCAUUUCUCAGUGCAUUCUCCAAAAUGAGAAGAUAAGCCUUUUCAGUACAGUCUUACAGUAUUACUGCUGCAUGCUGAAAACAAGGUGCUCAUGAUCUUGGCAGGCUUGCAAGCUAUGGGAAGACUUGACUACAUUUGAGUCAGGUUUUCCUUGUGACGUGCUGAAUCACUGGGAUGUUACAGAGCAGCGGGAUCUGCAAAAAGCAGAUCUUUCUGCCAGCAGUUGUUCAGCAAGCAGAGACCUUCGCUUUCUGAAACAAAGCUGCUUUAUCAGCUCUGAUAGGAGGGAGGAAAGCGGUCGAAAGAGGUAUGUCUGUGGACAUAGAAUUUUUGGGUAUCUCAAGUUACUGAGAGAAAAUUAAAACAUGAGGCUUUUUUACUGCUUCAGUAAAGAAUGCUCAGAAGUUUCUAUGUUGGUUGAGAGGGUAAUUGUAAAUAUUCUACUGAUUUUACUGAAGCUAUCUGAAAUGUCUAAAUAAUUUGGUGGCAAGUGGAUGUAAUACGUUUUCCAGAUCCUAUUAAUAAAUGCUGUUCUUCAUGAUUGAUUAAUGUCAUUCUUGUAGUGAAUUUUCAUUGUGUUCAAUGUUUUUAUUCUGUGUCCUUUUACGAAAAGAGAAUAAAAUGUUCGUUAUAGGUCAUGAAUGGGCAGCAUUCACGUUAACGUUCAAAGCAUCAGGCUGUACAUAAGUCAACCUGUACAAUGCAGAGAGGUCCAGUGCCUUACAGGAACAAAACACACAUCUCUUAUCUGUUUUUUAAUCUGUUUUAAUAGACAAUGCUCUGUUUGGACUCAGAACUCUGUUAUUGGUGUCUUUCAACCUCCUCAGUGACGCUGUAGGAAAAUUGAGACCAUUUCUGGUUUGAUCAUCACCACUUCACGUUUUUCCAUCAUAAAAUGUUAGAAAUGCAUUUAAGAUAAGUUCUUCAAAAGACACUUGAUGUAUGAGGAUAAAUCUUCUUAGAAACUUGUGGGAAACAAAGGAAAGAAACAGUUGGGUAAACGACGAGCUUCAGAAGAGUGAUUCUGUGGACUUGGAAAGCUGGACCAUGAGUUCUCAAGCCUUGUGGGAUAUGGAACAAGUCAGAAGGUGGUGGUGGUAAUUGUAUAUACUUUUCUCUCUCUGUGUUUUGGUGUUUUUUACAUAGCAUACAAGCAUAGAUCCUGUGGCCUUCUAUCUGUAAUCCAUAAUCUUCUCAAGUAGCUGGAUUAAAGGCAAUAGCUUUAGACAAAAGA
Phasianus colchicus (ring-necked pheasant) is the source of this 3229-nucleotide messenger RNA. It is a transcript of the gene SLC66A3, whose product is annotated as solute carrier family 66 member 3. The record is from RefSeq and is a predicted model, not a curated record. Lineage: Eukaryota; Metazoa; Chordata; Aves; Galliformes; Phasianidae.